Messenger RNA from Paramuricea clavata, 2896 nucleotides. Lineage: Eukaryota; Metazoa; Cnidaria; Anthozoa; Malacalcyonacea; Plexauridae. The record is from the annotation of a GenBank genome assembly.
GGAAAAGGCGUACAUAGACUCAUAGUGCAUGGUUAUAGAAAAUCAUUGCCAAACAGAUCCGCAUAAAAGGAGAGACCCAGGCCAUCAUAUAGACAGAAGAGGGCAAGCAGACGACAUUGUAAUUGAAGACGAUUUUUGGUUACCUAUAAAAAGACAGAAAAGGUUAGUUAGGUCUGAUCAUGACUUUGUUGUUUAAAACUGUUGCAUUCUUUAUUACUGAUAUUAAUGCUCUUAUUCGAAUUAACGUUCAACUUAUCAAGCCUACAAAUAUUUAGUUUACAUGCAUAAGUUAGAUUUUUCGUUACAGUUAAUACACGAGAUUUAAAUUUUCAACCUUCAUGACUUUAGUAUAGAGUAUAACUCUGCUUGUUGACCUAUAUCAAGCUUGUAUAGGUUGAUGAUGGUGAGUUGUCAACCUUUAUAUAAUAAGAACUGUAUUUCGAAAGCAUUGCACUGGCCACUGCUCUUAUAUAGCCAAUCAGAAUUUUUUCAUGUAUAUUAUUAUUAGUUUAAUAAUUAAGAGGCAAUUUUUUUCAAUGUCACGUAUAUUUGCAAUGAAAAGUGUUCAAAACCUAAAAUCUUUUGGCGUUCCUCUCAAAAUUACUUUGUUUUAGCUUUAUUCUCUAGCUUAUAGAGUUAGCUAUUUUUUUAAAUACAUCUUCCGGUUGAGAAACAUAAAAUAAUAGUUAAAAAUUGUCAAUUAAAAUACAAAUAUCAAUGAUGCUUUAUAAAACUGACGCCAUAUUUACAGCCAUAUAAGCAAAACUCACUGAACUUCACACAUAAUUUUCUCUUUGGCGUAUCAUCUAAAAUCUCUUCAUUUUGGCAUUAUUUUACAGAUAAAGCACUAAACAUACUUUUUAAGUUUGUUUACCGAUUGAGAAACGUAUCGAAAAAUAAAAAUUUUGAAUUUAGUCAUAACCUCAAGCGAUAUAUUAUACGCAUUAGUUUUGAGCGCGUGUUACGUAACAUACAAAAAAAUCUCCUCUUAAUUACAACAGAAAUAUUUCGAAUAUACGCUAUGUUUACAUAAUGUGGUCCUACCAAGACAGAAUAUUAAGUGGCUCAUAUUAACAGGCCCUUAUAGAUGACGUUUGUGUUUAACUUGUUUAAAUUACCCUACAGAUUCCUAUCACGAUGACUUCCACCACCACGAAACUGCUUUUCCUGACUUUCGCUGUCAUGUAUAUGAUGGUCAUGGCUACAGCUCAGCGUACACCUAAACCACUCGCUGCGAAACCUGAAACUCUGUCACCAUCAUUUUCCUUUAAACCGGUAAGUCAAUGUGCAAUUUUUAAUCAUAAUUUAGUCCUUGAUCAAAAUUUAGUCAGUAUAGCUGGAAUCACCCAUAUUUACUCGAUUGAGCGCCGCCCCCGAGAUCAAUUUUUUUUAAAGAGCGCCGCCCCCGAAUGAGCGCCGCACUAAACAGUGUAAAAAACUUUCCGCGUCAAAAUUGGGACAUUUAGUGACAAAAACCUUUUAAAACUUGUCUAUUUUAUAGUUAAAAAUUCUUGUCAUAGUUCACAAAUAAAAUAUUUUUUAAAGAGCGCCCCCCCCCCGAUUGAGCGCCGCCCCCGAAUGAACGCCGCAUCUGAAGCUCUAAAAAUUUAAAGAGCGCCCGGCGCUUAAACGAGUAAAUUAUUAUUAUUUAAAAUUCUUUAUACACGGUAGCUUAUCAACCUAUUUCUACUAAAAAUAUAUAUAGUUUUCUGAUAGUGAUAAAGUUUCAAAUAAUUGCUUUUCAUAAGGCCGUGUAGAAAUUUAAGCUAAGCAGUAGAACAACAAUUAUAGUAAAUAUCAUGCAUAAACAGGACAUUAUUACAUUUAUAAUAUUCCAUAAAAAAAACCGACAAAAACAUACACUCUAGUAACAGUUUAUUGAAAAAGUGUUUUAUAGCAGUCACUGGCAACUUGAAAAAUUGUUCAAAAUGAAUUAUUUUCGCGAAUGAAAUCUUGUAAUUUAUUUUUGAAAACUCUCUCAGAGAUCGUGAGAUUUUUCAAUUGAAAUACGGUACACUCCAUCCUGUGCGACGAUAAUGCAUGCAAUACAAUCUUUUCAACCGUUGUGUUACCGUCGCAUUAAAAAUAUUGCUCGUGUAUCCGAAGUUUUAAAUCAUUGCUCUAUUUUUAGUGUCCGUUCGAUUGCAACAAAGUAUGUGUGGUGAAAGUAGGAAGUUUUUAUAAAUGCAGCCUUCCAAUUAGCAAGUGUUGCAAGAACGCUUGUGUGUUUUAUCACAAGUGUCUCCUGACUAAACUUGAAUGGGCGUGUUAUGCUGAUACCUUGGAUUAUGUGUGCAAGUGCAGGAAACUUAGUACUAUCAGUACCAAAGAAUAGAAAGAAACACUGGCUUUCGAAUAUAACUUAACCAAUUUAUCAGUAGUAGCUUGACUCUUAAGAUUAUAUAUGUGUUCUUGUAGUGUAAUGGAUGCAUACAGCUAUUUCAAUUAAGAUUCUCCCCGAGCAAAGCGGAAAAGUCAAAUACAAGCGCGACAGGCUGCUAGGAAUCGCUAAAAAAUUCAUUAAUUUUUUAGCGAUUCCCAGCAAGCCUUUCGCACUCGUGUUCGACUUUUCCGCUUUGCUCGGGGACAACCUUAACUGAACUAGCUGUAUACUGUUGUAGGUCAAUUAGAAUAUAGUUCUAAUGUACUUCUAUACUGAAAUGCUUAAUUCUUUGAAAAUUUGUAAUGAAUAAUUAAAUUGAAAUUUGUAAUAAAUGAGUAAAUUUUUAAACUAGAAGUUAUCAUCGCAAGGGAAGUGCUGCCAUCAUUGUUAAAAACCACUGCACAAUAUCUCGACCGAACUAAAAGUAAAAUCAAAACUUUUUUGAAAGGAAUAAAGCUCCUGCAGAUUGUAAAAUCUUUUCCUAUAAAACACUGCAAAUGGCACACUGUAUAC